This is a messenger RNA of Ooceraea biroi (clonal raider ant), 536 nucleotides long. RefSeq names its product Succinate dehydrogenase assembly factor 3 (gene Sdhaf3). Gene Ontology annotation, cellular component: mitochondrion; mitochondrial intermembrane space. NCBI's taxonomy places the organism in Eukaryota, Metazoa, Arthropoda, Insecta, Hymenoptera, Formicidae. Gene Ontology annotation, biological process: mitochondrial respiratory chain complex II assembly; succinate metabolic process. The record is from RefSeq and is a predicted model, not a curated record.
AUGUACCUACGGGUAUGUGUUUACGCGCGAGUGGUACACGUGAUGGCCUCCCGGACACACGUGCAGCGCGUCCGAAUACUGUACAAGACGAUUUUGAAGUUACAUCGCGGCCUACCAGCCGAGAUCCAACCGCUGGGCAACAAUUAUGUUCGCGACGAGUUUAGGCGGCACAAGAAAUGCGUGGAGAGUGAGGCGAUCAUUUUCCUGCACGAGUGGACUGAUUACGCCGUUUCGCUUGCUGAGCAGCUCGGGUUGAGGGGUCCUCACACGGCACAACCGCUGGGGAAAUGUCUAAAGGAGGAAGACGUCGAGAAGCUGCGGGACGAGCAAGUAUGCCAGCUGUACGAGCUGAUGAUCGCGGCGACGGGCAGGCCCGAAGAUGACAAAACGUAGUUGUUACGCGUGUGACACACGCGACUCGCAAGGACUGAAACCGUGUCGCGGCUGAGACUCCAAUUGCUGUACAUUGUUGUACAUGUGCUCUCACGGAGCUGCACUGUACUGUAAAAUGAAAAUAAACUUGUGAAUAAUUUAGC